Messenger RNA from Cucurbita pepo subsp. pepo (vegetable marrow), 3344 nucleotides. NCBI's taxonomy places the organism in Eukaryota, Viridiplantae, Streptophyta, Magnoliopsida, Cucurbitales, Cucurbitaceae. The record is from RefSeq and is a predicted model, not a curated record.
GAGUCUUUUAUGUCUUCUCAAUUGAUCAUUUUCCUCCCAACCGAUGCCCGUACAUAUGAAACAAGAGAGACCCAGCAGGGAUUGAGCCAAUCUCAUUCUUCCUUCGCCCUUCCUUAACAAUCCUCCACCUUCCUGUUUUCCAUAAUUUAUUCCUGAAAUCUUCAUCUCUGGUUCCGCCAUGGGUGCGAGUCGGAAGCUCCAAGGGGAAAUUGACCGAGUUCUUAAGAAGGUACAAGAAGGGGUUGACGUCUUUGACAGCAUUUGGAACAAGGUUUAUGAUACCGACAAUUCCAACCAGAAGGAGAAAUUUGAGGCGGACUUGAAGAAGGAAAUAAAGAAGCUUCAGAGGUACAGGGACCAAAUCAAGACCUGGAUUCAGUCCAGUGAGAUUAAGGAUAAGAAGGUCAGUGCCUCUUAUGAGCAGGCUUUGUUGGAUGCUCGUAAACUUAUUGAGCGUGAAAUGGAAAGAUUUAAGAUUUGUGAAAAGGAGACAAAAACUAAAGCCUUCUCGAAAGAAGGUUUGGGUCAGCAACCUAAAACUGAUCCAAAGGAGAAGGCUAAAUCAGAGACACGGGAUUGGUUGAACAAUGUGGUUAGUGAGUUGGAAUCUCAGAUAGAUAACUUUGAAGCUGAGGUCGAGGGUCUGUCUGUGAAGAAGGGGAAACAAAGGCCACCUAGGUUGGUUCAUCUUGAAACAUCCAUUACCCGGCACAAGGCUCAUAUAAUGAAGCUGGAACUAAUCUUGAGACUGCUUGAUAACGAUGAAUUGAGUCCUGAGCAAGUCAAUGAUGUCAAGGACUUCUUAGAAGAUUAUGUGGAAAGGAAUCAGGAGGAUUUUGAUGAAUUCAGUGAUGUGGAUGAGCUUUACAGCUCAUUGCCACUUGAUAAGGUGGAAUCCCUUGAAGAUCUGGUUGCAAUUUGCCCUCCCAGCCUUUGGCAGGGUACACCAGCUCUCAACUUGAAGACUAGUGUGGCAACGUUGGCAACUCAAGUGCCUGUUACUGGUGCUCCUAAUCUUCAACAAAAUACUGUCAUUCCAGAUCAGGUUGAUGAUUCAACUUUGCCAGAUGGUAACACAGACACUCUUUUGAAGAACCCACCUCCUAAGAAUAGUGUCCUUGGUUCUUCUGCGGCUACAUCACCCACCGGGAACCAUGCUACCUCAGCAUCCUUGAAUGGUGCAGGGCAUGGGUCUGCCUUGUCCGCUACAUCAGCCAUUCUUACAGGUUCAAGUGCUGUUCGUGCUGUAUUGGAGACUACGGGUGCUUCUAAUUCAUCUCCUGUAAAUAUGCCCACUUCUGCAAAGGAUGAAGAAAUUGCUAGCUUCCCAGGCCGUAAACUAUCUCCAUCAUUUUCGGAUUCUGGACUUGUAAGGGGUGGCAUGGGAAGAGCUGUCAUUACUAAUCAGCCACCCUCCACUUCCUCCCAUACUUCUGGUAUUGUGGUUCCUAGCACUAUAAUUCUUGGUAGCGUUCCUUCUACAUCUGAAGUGACAAUGAGAAACAUUAUGGGAGCUGAAGAACGGGCUGGUAACAGUGGCAUGGUUCAGUCCAUGGUUUCCCCUUUAAGUAAUAGAAUCGUUUUGCCUACAGCAGCUAAAGUUAGUGAUGGAACAACUACAGUUGAUCCUAGCAAUGUUAGUGAUGCAGCGGCUAUAGGUGGUCGGGUUUUCUCUCCAUCUGUGGUUCCUAGCAUGCAGUGGAGGCCAGGAAGUUCUUUUCAAAAUCCGAAUGAAGGAGGGCAGUUUCGUGGAAGAGCUGAAAUAGCACCAGAUCAGAGGGAGAAGUUCUUGCAGCGCCUCCAACAAGUUCAGCAACAGGGCCAUAGUACACUUCUUGGCAUGACUCUUGGUGGAGGAAAUCACAAGCAAUUUUCUUCACAACAGCAAAGUUCACUUCUUCAGCAGUUCAACUCCCAAAAUUCAUCUGUUACUUCUCAAGCUGGUCUGGGAAUAGGAGUUCAAGCACCUGGAGUAAAUGCUGUUACCUCUGGCUCAUUACAGCAGCAGCCAACUUCCUUCCAGCAGUCUAAUCAGCAAGCAUUAAUGACAACUGGGGCAAAAGAUUCUGAUGUUGCCCAUUCAAAAGUUGAGGAGGAGCAGCAGCAGCAACAGCAGCAACAAAGUUUACCCGAGGAUACUACUGAUUCUGCUUCUGCUUCUGCUUCUGCUUCUGCUUCUGUCCUUGGAAAGAAUCUGAUGAACGAUGAUGACUUAAAAGGAUCAUAUGCGGUAGAUACUCCAGCUGGUGUACCUGCUUCAUUGACCGAGACUGCUUCAGUGUCAAGAGAAGAUGACCUUUCUCCUGGUCAACCUUUGCAGCCUGGCCAACCUUCUGGAAGUCUUGGUGUCAUUGGCCGAAGAAGUGUUUCUGACUUGGGUGCCAUUGGUGAUAGCCUUGGUGGAUCCUCGAUGGCUACUGGAGGAAUGCAUGAUCAAUUCUACAAUUUGCAAAUGCUUGAAGCUGCAUACUAUAAGCUACCUCAGCCGAAAGACUCAGAGCGUCCAAGGAGUUAUACUCCAAGACACCCUGCAAUUACUCCUCCGAGCUAUCCUCAAGUACAGGCACCUAUUAUAAACAAUCCUGCUUUUUGGGAUCGAUUAGGUCUCGAGACCUAUGGCACUGACACAUUGUUCUUUGCAUUUUACUAUCAACCGAACACCUAUCAACAAUAUUUGGCUGCUAGAGAAUUAAAGAAACAAUCUUGGAGAUAUCACAGAAAAUACCAGACAUGGUUCCAAAGACAUGAAGAGCCAAAAGUUGCUACAGAUGAAUAUGAGCAGGGAACUUAUGUGUACUUCGAUUUUCAUGUUAAUAAUGAUGACCUACAACAUGGAUGGUGCCAAAGGAUUAAAACCGAGUUCACUUUUGAGUAUAACUACCUCGAAGAUGAACUCAAUAUAUAGAGGAUGUAGACUUUGAUCAAGUGAUCCUAUGCUUUCCCAGGUUCAUCAUCAGGCAAAGUUGCAGUCAGUUAAAGGUUGAUUUAGCCUUUUUGUUUCCGUUUCUCUUUUAAAUUGUAAAUGAGACAUGGAUAUCAGUUAUAAAGAUAUUAUAUUAACACAUGCCUUACCUUGUAUUACGCCUUUUUCUGGUGUUCAUCAGAUCAGAUCAGAUCAGACCUUUACUAAGCUAUUUUAUUCUAUAAUUGGGAGCGAGAAAUUAGGUUUGUUUAGCUACAAUCCCAGGAGAAAAUGAAUUACAUCUCAAUCUUAGCUUUUUUGGUCUUGACAACUUAUGUGAGUCGUAUUUAAUGAAUUUGUUUCUCAAGGUCCAUGCUUGCUUCGAGUUUUAAGAAGCAUGGGCUUAGCACGUGAAUACAUACAUGGGCCUAACCCUUUUUCA